CAGCGGUGGGCGCAGUGGUUAGGCGCGCCGUGUGUGUUGCGAGGGGAGCGGUGGGCGCAGUGGUUAGGCGCGCCGUGUGUGUUGCGAGGCGAGCGGUGGGCGCAGUGGUUAGCGCGCCGUGUGUGUUGCGAGGGGAGCGGUGGGCGCAGUGGUUAGCGCGCCGUGUGUGUUGCGAGGGGAGCGGUGGCGCAGUGGUUAGCGCGCCGAGCGUGUUGCGCUGAGAGCGGCAGCGGACCAGUUGGCGCUCGCUGCGCUAUAAACCGGAGUUCAAUUCCCGUUUGCGGCCUACACCAGUGACGAUCAUCUGAUACGGUCCUGUGCCACCCCGAGGUCGACUCUGCCUCAAGACUAAGACUCUCUCCGUGAAAGGGAAUGGAACUGUGGUGACCUCGGCUCACUCACCGCCUCCUCCUCCCCCGCGAUGUCACAACACGGCGAUUACAAAGAGGAGGAGGAGGAGCUGGUGACUCGGAGACCAGAGACAACAUCAAUCAAGUCUCAUUAUACAGUCUUCGUGACAACGGUUAUACACCUGGCCGCUGUCUGUCUCCUUCUCUGGGCGUCUCUGUCUCCGUUGGCCUCCGAGCUCCGAGUCAGUCGCUGGAUCGCGUUUGGGCGGAUCGCUCUCUAUCUGAUCCACUCCUUCUCUGCGUGGAACGUCCAUUGCUCACUCAGCUGGGCUCGCGCUCAAGGGCACCUGAGAUGGGAGAGGAAGACACGGAGACACAGAGACACGGCCAUGAUGAUAUUCAACACAGGUAACGCUCUUCUGCUGACAAUCUGUGCAACGGAGAAGCAAGUAGAAGACCCGGAGACAUGGGGGGGAAUUGGAGGAGAGAGAUUUUGGCUCUGGAUGUGGGUCGGGAUUAUUUGUGCAGAAUUCCUCCUCCUUUCUCCGUUUCUCAUCGCAUAUGUGGUGCGAGUUGUUAGAUUCAACAAAUCGACCCCGCAAUCCGACAUCAUCGAGAAAGAAACAGCGUCCUCCACAGCCGGCACCACCAAGGAAAGGAGAAUAAAACUUGAAUACAAAACCAUGAUAGAAGGAAAGGGCACAAGAAGAGUGAAGAGAUGGCAAGAGAUGUAUGGUGUUUCUCUGGAGGCUCUGUACGUAAAAUAUCUAUAUUUUUACUUUAGCUGGUGGAUAAAAAGCUGCAGCCCUCUCCCAGAUGUAGAAAAAAGAGUGAGGCUAAUGAGUAGUGGUUAGGGGAAGUAAGACGGUGGAGCAUCACGUUCCGUGGCCCUGACGGGAAUCGGCUUCAACCGUGGAGCCGAUCUGCCCACUGACCAUCGGCUUAUCAUCUCUAAGAUGCGCCUGCCAUUCCUCCACUGCUGUGGUGGGCGUCCACCUAGGACCCCUUUCAAACCCACAGUGGCCUGGUCUCCACUCGCUAAUGAGAGUUGCAAGCAAGAAUUUCAUUAUCACUUCCAGGUGGGGUUGGCAUCGUACACCCCUCCUGAUUCCAAGGGGAAAUGGGUGCGUUUGGUACACAGUCCAGACCUCCUCAUAGACCCUUGCUCAUAGAGGAAGUGUUCCCCAGAUAGCUGAGAGUAAAUGGUGGGCCCAUUCCCACUGUGUGCAACAUCCUACAAUGGAGAAUAAGGAGGCUUACGGCAGCCUUCAGAGGGCCAGGACAGCUGUGUGGCGUUGCACGGAUGACUGGUGUUUGUGGGUUGAAGCCGAGGAGAUGGAAACUGCCUCAGCACUUUGCGAUCACAAUUAACUCUUGAAUUCCAUCAAAAGAGUAACUUGAAGAGCCAUGCCUUUCACCAUCCUUAAGGGAAAGAAUGGUGAUCUGAUCUCCAAACCCAAGGUGUUUUCUGAGCAUUUUCAUGCAGGUUUGUGUAUGUGAUAUAUCUUAUAGUCUGUAUAUCUCUGUGUAUCUCUAACUUGCAAUAUAUCUCUAACAAUCCCUAUGUGUGU
Messenger RNA from Petromyzon marinus (sea lamprey), 1921 nucleotides. RefSeq names its product transmembrane protein 192 (gene TMEM192). The record is from RefSeq and is a predicted model, not a curated record. NCBI's taxonomy places the organism in Eukaryota, Metazoa, Chordata, Hyperoartia, Petromyzontiformes, Petromyzontidae. Gene Ontology annotation, cellular component: late endosome; lysosomal membrane.